Tachysurus fulvidraco (yellow catfish) is the source of this 2608-nucleotide messenger RNA. RefSeq names its product BCL2 interacting protein 3 (gene bnip3). The record is from RefSeq and is a predicted model, not a curated record. The coding region runs from base 231 to 812 and encodes 193 amino acids. Gene Ontology annotation, cellular component: mitochondrial outer membrane; nucleus; mitochondrial envelope. Lineage: Eukaryota; Metazoa; Chordata; Actinopteri; Siluriformes; Bagridae. Gene Ontology annotation, biological process: positive regulation of apoptotic process; mitochondrial outer membrane permeabilization. The transcript has 6 exons.
AUAUUGAAGUAGAACCGAUUCCUGAGUCACCUGAACAUACAUGUGCGCUGUCUAUGCGGCAUUAAAGACUAAACCUGAUGCGACCAAUGCGUCUGUGUACAUCUCUCUGUCUGAACACGACCAGGCUCUAUUUAAACGUCAUAGAUAAUAAUAAUAAUAAUACUAAUAAUAAUAAUAAGCAGCUUGAAGGAGACUGUAUUGUUUGAGGUUUGACUGGACCUUCUGCCAUCAUGUCGACAGAUAAACAAAGUCUUCCAGAAGAGAACCUGCAAGGCUCUUGGGUGGAGCUGCACUUCAAUAACGGAGCUGGAGGGCCUCCUAAAGCAACAGUAGAGGAUCAGGCUCCCUCUGGAGACAUGGAGAAGAUGCUGCUGGACGCUCAGCACGAGUCUGGCAGGAGCAGCUCCAGAGGGAGUUUACCCUGUGACAGUCCUCCAAGGUCCCAGACUCCUUUGCACUUGAGCAAAGGAUCAGAGAUCCACAGCUCAGCAGAGAAAAACAGCUCACAGUCCGAUGAAGACUUUCUGGAGAGGAGGAAAGAGGUCGACAACCUCAUGAAGAAAAACGCUGACUGGAUAUGGGACUGGUCGAGUCGACCCGAAAACAUCCCACCCAAGGAGUUCUUGCUGAAGCAGCCAAAACGCUCCAGCACCAUGAGUAUCAGAAACACGAGCGUGAUGAAGAAGGGAGGAAUCUUCUCUGCUGAGUUCCUCAAAGUCUUCCUACCUUCUCUCAUCGUCUCUCACAUCCUCGCCGUGGGGCUCGGCGUGUACAUCGGACGGCGCAUCACUACUUCCUCCAGCACGUUCUGAUGGAGAACCCACAAACCCGGUCUCCGGCUGCUCCUUCGCCACCUCACCAUCUUUGCUGCUUUGUCUUAAAUCGGUGUUUCAGUAGAUCCAAAUAAGUCAGGACCGCUCGAGCCGUUUCCACUCGCGGGGCGGGUACCGUGCUACACCGCCUUCAUCCCACUCUCUUCGUGUAUUCCCCUGGCUCGCACUCUCUUACAGUCCCACCUGCACUGGGAGGCCAUUUUAGAUCUGUAGACAGAGUAGCGUUAUCUGUGCUCCACCUUCAUCAACCUAAUUUCUUGUUCAGAUAGAGAAUCUGAAAUAGCAGUCAUGUGAAAUGUAGAUGUAAGGAAUUAUACUACAUCAUGAAGAGUUUAGCUCUGGCUUAGGACCUGUAAAUACUUCAUGAGAGAGUGGGUGAAAAGGUAAGAAGAUCAGACUGUACAGGUUUCAACGAGAUUUUGCUAACAUAAUGGAACAGCACAGCUUUUGAUAAAUCAUAUCAGAUGAAACAAAUGCCAAAAAUUAUAGCAGCAAUCACUCAUUUAUGAGAAAGAGAGUAGGUCUGUUUGCUGAGUACAAAUCAGAGUGAAGUUUAUGCUUUUGGUUCACUUUUAGUUUGAUUUGAGUUCACAAUGCACUGAAGAACACGAAUAAAAAAGCGAUAAAUACUCAAAUUCACGUGAAAACUCAAAGAAAAAGGGAAAGAAACUUAACUGAAAGUGAAAAGCACAGCACAGAGAAAGUGUGAAAUUAAUCUAGAAAUUUGAUAAUUAUAAAAUAGCAAAAUUGUUUCUUGGUAGAAAUUUCUAGAACUUAACAUUUCACCUUUGGUCCACAGCUCAGUGUAGCACCCAAAAUAAAAAAGGCAGCUGCACACUACUCCAAGUAUACUACAAGUUUGAUUCACUUCCUGCAAUCGAACUACACGAGCGUAUGUGGAAACGCCUCAGUCAGACGGCUUGCCGUGGUCCGAUACCCUGUAUACGGUGGUUGUGUAAAGAUGUAAAGUUUAGAGUUCAAUUCAAACAGAGUAAACGGCACACACAUCAAAGCGCUCGACCCCAGCGAUCAAGCUGAUGCGUUCUGAUAAGUGUAUUAUAUUUAUUGUGAGAUCAUGUCACGGUAAUCAAACCCAUGUGGAUUAAAGGUGCCACAUCUAGGAUGUUAAUAUCUUUAGGAUCUGAGUGGAAAAAGGAGAAGAGCAGCUUCUCACUGAGGGGAAGCUUGAACAGAACAGUCUGGCUUAGUAUGGAAACAGCUGUAGUUCUGUCUCCACACACACACACAAGACUAGUUAGCUUACUACUUGGAUUUCAAUCUUUACAAAACUUUGACACGUGAAUGUUAAGAUAUUUUCUUUGUUCAUUGCUGUGAUAUUUAACUCAGGUAAGCAUCUUGAUGGAAAGACGGAAAAAAAAAAAAGAUGCAUUGAUCACUGGCCAGAUCCACAGUUCUGAAGGCCAGAAGAGCCACACCACCACCACCACCACCACCACCACAUUAAGUGUACUCAAUAAAAACCCGGUAGCUCAGUGUAGAACAAUUCAUAUUACAUUAACGCAUGCAAAACACAAACACAAGCACGAGCUCGUUUCCGAUGUCCUCUAACUAAAAUGUAGAGAUGUCCAGAUCCGAACCUUAAGAUAAAAGUUCAAACGUUGUAAGGUCACCUUCUAACUGCUGCGAUGACCUCUCAUUGGAAUAAGUCAAAGAGAAAAAGGGAACACGAUGUAAUUUAGUGCAUGAUGUGUAGAGUGUAGAAAUCCAUGGUUUUGUAUUUUAUGUGAAAACCAAUAAAUCAAAUGUUAUCAGUC